Molecule: messenger RNA, 3025 nt
Organism: Periophthalmus magnuspinnatus
Lineage: Eukaryota; Metazoa; Chordata; Actinopteri; Gobiiformes; Gobiidae
Product: serine/threonine-protein kinase N2-like
Exons: 20
Coding region: 288-2564 (758 amino acids)
Biological process (GO): signal transduction; protein phosphorylation
Molecular function (GO): ATP binding; protein serine/threonine kinase activity
Source: RefSeq, a predicted model, not a curated record
GGAGUCACAUUGCAGGAGAAAACGAUACGGUCAACGAGGGACGGGGCAGGCGCGUGGCAUUUCGGGAUGUUUGGAGAUGUUGUUGACGCACGGUUAUUAUUAUUAUUAUAGGAAGCCGUCAAGGAGCGCGUGUGAAGAUGUAGCAAGGACUAUUUGACGAGGAAAUUGUUAAUAAUAAUAAUUGCGCAGGGGGAGGACUUGUUGUGGAGGAGAAGGCAACACGAGUAGGACGCCAAUGCGGGAUCUUUUUCACUUUGUCUACGGGGCAUGACAGCGUAGUCCUAGAGAUGUUGUCCACGGCUCAGCAGAUGCUUCAGGACAGCCGCUCCAAAAUCGAACUCAUCCGCCUCCAGAUCAUCAAAGUGGCCCAGUCCGGCGUCAACGGCAACACCGAAGAGGGAAACCAUGAUGAGAACCGCGGGGAAACAGACGGUGACAGACAGGAAGGUGUGUCUGAGGGGGAGCUGAGCUUUCUGGAUCCCCGUGUGGCCGAGCUGCGUCACUACAUCCAGAGAGAGACAGACGCGUUGGCACUGGCCAAAGAUGUGGUCAGACAACUGCAGGGCAUCGCAUCACUGGACCACAAGGCACUACAGGAGGCUGAGUGCCGGCUGCAGGAGUCCUCCCAGAAGCUGGAUUUGCUGCAUCUGUCGUUGGAGAAUUAUCUGAAGGAAAGCGACUCUUUAAAGGAAAGUCAAAACGAAAACAAACCUGAACCUCCCCUCUCCAGCUCCUCCUCCAAUCACUCCAUCAGACCUGCCUCACUGACAGGUAAACUUGAAGUCACGCUGCUCAGCUGUGAGGAUUUACUGGAGCCCGCCUUAAAUUCACUUCAGCAAACAAGUCCCCAAAAUGGAGCCACAACUGUUCAGUCCGCCCCUGAGAUGAGUGCAGUGCUGCGUCUGGAUGGCAGAGUGGUUGGCCGGACCAAGUGGGCCACAGUGGGGAAGCUCACCUGGGACCAGACCUUCUGUUUACAACUGCAGCGGUCCCGUGAGCUGGAGAUGGCUGUGUUCUGCCGGGACCCUCAGACUAUGUGUGCGGUGAAGUUUUUGCGUUUGGAGGAAACAAUGGAGAAACAGCACCAGACUGUAGUUCUGGAGCCACAGGGACUACUCCAUGUCCAGCUUCGUUUUAUGGACACAAUCAUUGAACGUCAGCCAAAAGUGAGAAGACAGCGCUGCAUCUUCACAAAAGAACGAGGUAAAAACUUCCUGCGCGCGGCUCAGAUGAACAUGAACUUUGCGACAUGGGGACACCUCAUGAUGCGUAUUCUGCCUCAGUACAGCUCCUUCUCCACCUUCAGCUCAUCUUUUCACACAACCACUCCAGGGGUCAUCCCAAAUAACUCCACAAGCAACCACCAGGACACAGAAACGCCUGCUCAGAACCUCAGCGCACUGCCAAAUGAGCCUCCAAUUAUUAAUUUGAGCAUCUCAGACAAUCCUCCUCUUUCCAAUGGUAUGGACAGGGAAUCCUCAUCUGGCUCCGAGCUCCAGGAAAACAUGUUGUCUCUGAGUGAUUCAGAAGGAAAUGAAGACCAGCCGAUAACGGCUUUGAAGAUGCAGAGAGAAGAUUUCAGAUAUGUGUCCGUUCUCGGCAGAGGACAUUUUGGAAAGGUUUUGUUGGCUGAAUUUAAGAAAAAGGGAAAACUUUACGCCAUUAAAGCCUUGAAGAAGAAAGAGAUCGUGACACGGGAUGAAGUCGACAGCCUGAUGAGUGAGAAGCGGAUCUUCGAGAUGAUAAAUGCAUCCCGACACCCGUUCCUGGUGAAUCUGUUCGGCUGUUUCCAGACGGAGGAGCACGUCUGCUUUGUCAUGGAGUACCUGCCCGGAGGAGACCUGAUGAUCCACAUCCACAGCGACCCUUUCACCGAGGAACAGACCAGGUUUUACUCGGCCUGUGUGGUGUUAGCACUGGAGUUCCUCCAUCAAAAUAAAAUCAUUUACAGAGACCUGAAACUGGACAACAUCCUGCUGGACAGAGAUGGAUACGUCAAAAUGACUGACUUUGGCCUCUGUAAAGAAGGGAUGGGUCACGGUGACCGCACCUCUACAUUCUGUGGUACUCCUGAGUUCCUAGCCCCGGAGGUCCUCACAGAUGAUAACUACACCCGGGCUGUGGACUGGUGGGGGAUGGGUGUGCUCAUAUUCGAGAUGCUGGUGGGAGAGUCUCCCUUCCCCGGUGAGGAUGAGGAGGAGGUGUUUGACAGUAUUGUAAAUGAUGACAUCCAGUACCCAUCGUGCAUACCCCCGACCGCUGUUGCCACUCUGCAAAAGCUACUGAAGAGAAACCCUUUAAAACGACUUGGUUCAGGAGAAAGAGACGCCAACGAGAUCAAGGGGGAGAAGUUCUUUGAGAGCAUAGACUGGGACGCGCUGCUGCUAAAGAAGCUGCCUCCUCCCUUCAUGCCCGUGAUAAAGGCGUCUCUGGAUGUGAGUAACUUUGACAGUGACUUCACAGCACUGAGGCCUGAGCUGUCCCCUCCCUCCUCCCCCACGGCCCUCACCCAGGAGCAGCAGGACACAUUCAAGGACUUCGACUUCUGCGCGCUGCAUGGAUAAAAUGAAACGACUCCACGUGGUAAACAGGGAGAGGAGGUUAAAGGUCCUGUAUUAUGCUAAAUAUACUUUUUAACAUUUUGCUACCAUGCUAAUAAGCUAAUGUUGUCCCUUUAACAAAAACAUAUCUGAAGUUGUGUUUUGUUCAAUUCAUGUUUAAACAUUGUGUGCACGUCACGCCACAACAUUCGUUCCACAAAGAGCCUGUGGGAUUAUGUCAGUGAUGAUGUCAUAGCUCUACCUCCAGGGCAUAAAUUGUCAGCGUGGUAAUUGUUGUUAACAUUACCACGACAGCAUAAAUCUGGCCUCUGUAAAUUGUGAAAUGCACAUAAAACUCAUUGCGGUGAAUAAUUAGGAUAAUAACUUUGGGCCAGUGUAAAGUCUUCAAAAUUAAAUAGUUCCAUUUCCAUGUUUUUAAGACAGUAAAAAUCUGGUAUAGUGCCUUUAAACAAUGUAUUUUAUCG